This is a messenger RNA of Alosa alosa (allis shad), 2501 nucleotides long. Its product is annotated as soluble guanylate cyclase gcy-37. The transcript is spliced from 8 exons. Lineage: Eukaryota; Metazoa; Chordata; Actinopteri; Clupeiformes; Clupeidae. Bases 80 to 2263 code for a protein of 727 amino acids. The record is from RefSeq and is a predicted model, not a curated record. Gene Ontology annotation, biological process: cGMP biosynthetic process; intracellular signal transduction; receptor guanylyl cyclase signaling pathway. Gene Ontology annotation, molecular function: guanylate cyclase activity; peptide receptor activity.
UCUCAGCAGCGGAUCAGACGCAUACGAACUGAACUCACGGUUUUGCUCCCACCGGCUGUCGACAGACUGGGAUACUUCCAUGUCAACAUUGGAACACAUGAAAAGCGACUGUUUCGCAUCUGGGACUUUGUCUUCCGCCUCUCUCAAAGGGACCAUCACUAAAAUUAAAAGCAGACAACCCAAGAAAAGGAAGUUUACACCCAACACAUCAGAGGACCUAGAUACUGAAUGUGAUAUUUGCAGAAUAUCCGGUCCCUCUGGCUUUAGUGGCCGCAACCGCACUGUGCGCCGGAUCUUCACUGCGUGCGCCCUGUCCUUUCUUGCGCUGUUUGGUGCAGUGGCCAUGGACUUCAAUGCGCGCACAGCGGUGUGGCGUGCCACUGAAACUACAUUGGGCGAGCUGACUUCCUGCCGGACUAACGCCACUCUCAGGCUCGUGAUGGACCUUCAGAACAUGAGAAAUGCGUGUGUGUUACAGAACGUUUGUGCCAGCCCUUGGGAUAUUUUAACAAGUGAGAUGACUCAGAUGUGUGUACAGGUAAACACUUCUGGCCUAAUAUCUAGCUGCAGCACAGAGUUAGAUGUGUAUUGUGCCCAGCUAGAAAGGAUUCAUUCACAAUUCAUCAACACAACAGAUACUGAAAAGGAUGUUAGAACAUCUAGCUUCACACUGUCAAUAACCUUGUUGUUGGAUUAUUGGGGCAAUACGGAAUAUGACAUCAGACUCCUGAAACUGACUCCAGACUGGGUAGAAGUUUUAUCACUGAGGCUCCUUGUGACCUUCUAUGAGCUGACCCACCAGUUACUUGAUGUCCAGCAGAUCGAUGACCGGCUUGGGUUUCAGCACAAGUGGUGGUCCACUCUCAACAGCCUCGCCAUGGCCAAACUCAUGUCCGAGAGCCUGGCUGGGUGCUGGGCUAAGAGCAUGGACGUGGAGCCUGACUCCCUCUUCCUUCUUGAAGCCUCCGGUAACCUGCUGUCCGGUAACAGCUCGGAGGGUGCCCUCGUAGGGGUGCUGGGUGCCUUGCGGGACACGCAGGAGUGCUUGGUGUGGACGGCAGGGGCGUCACUGAAGCUCCGGUCCCGGGAACUGCUGUCCAGCCUCAGCCUGAAGCUGUGCCUGCUGAGCCUGGCCUGCCUCAUCUACCCGGCCGUGCUCUUCUCCUUCAAGCAGAUGACCGAGUGGAUCCAGAACUAUGCGUGCAGCCUCCGCGAGCGCACCGAGGACCUGAAAAGAGAGCGGAGGCUGGCUGAGGACCUGCUCCACCAGAUGCUGCCCAAGUCGGUGGCCAAGCAGCUCAGGCAGCAGAAGCAUGUGGAAGCGGAGAGCUACGAGCAGGUCACCAUCUUCUUCUCUGACAUCGUGGGCUUCACGAUCCCAUAUCCUGAACAAUCUCUACAUGUGCUUUGCAGCCCACUGCGUCUACAAGGUAAACAGACUUCUGUGAUGCUGAACAACCUGUACAUGACUCCUCUGUGGCGUCACUGUAGCAAGGUAAACUCAGACUCCUGUGACGUCUACAAGGUGGAGACCAUCGGAGAUGCGUAUAUGGUGGUGAGCGGUCUGCCAGAGAGGAACGGCGAUAAGCACGCAGACGAGAUUGCCAAGAUGUCCCUGGACCUGGUGGCAGCCGUGAGACAAGUGGCCAUCCCGCACAUGCCCAACCAGCGGCUCCAGCUCCGAGCCGGCAUACACACAGGGCCAUGCGUGGCUGGAAUUGUUGGCUACAAGAUGCCUCGCUACUGUCUUUUUGGAGAUACUGUCAACACCGCUUCCAGAAUGGAGUCCACAAGCCUGCCCCAGAAGGUCCAUGCCAGCUCAGCUACCUAUUUGGCCCUGAUGAAGGACAACGCCUACGAACUACAGCUCAGGGGAGAGAUCGAAGUCAAGGGCAAGGGCAAGAUGAACACCUACUGGCUGGUGGGCCACAAGAACUUCAGUGUGCAGAACGACAGCCUGGUGUGCCACUGGAACCCCAACCUGGCCCGCAAGAAGAGAACUCCUGUGGGGAGCAGCGCCUCAAUGGCCAACUCCAGCCUGACCAUCCAGAGCGUGAGUGAGAACAUGACGCCCAUCUCUCAGCACCCGUCCCAGCCGGGGUCCGAGGCCACGCUGUGUGUGUCGGUGCAGGUGGAGAACUGCGCUGGCAGCUUCGGCACGCUGGGCUCCAUGGUGGGGGGCCUGCAGGAGAGCCCCAGGCAAAGCGGCUCCUCGCCGGGUCACAGAGCAGACCUGCUCCCGGGAGCAGUGCGGCCCUCAUGAGGAGGAAGAGGCUGAUGAAGGGAGCAGGGGAGGUUUGUGUUUGUGUGUGGACAAGCAUAGAUGUUAGAAAGCUAGAUACCGCAUUGUCCGUCGAGUUCUAUAAGGUGGCAUUCGCGAGCACGGCAGCCAUAUUGGGGCUGCCGUGGCCUACUGGUUAGCACUUCAGACCUGUAACUGGAGGGUUGCCGGUUCGAACCAUGACCAAUAGGCUGAAGUGCCCUUGAGCAAGGCACCUAAC